Archocentrus centrarchus (flier cichlid) is the source of this 1081-nucleotide messenger RNA. RefSeq names its product vesicle transport protein GOT1B-like. The transcript is spliced from 5 exons. The record is from RefSeq and is a predicted model, not a curated record. The coding region runs from base 140 to 556 and encodes 138 amino acids. Gene Ontology annotation, cellular component: endoplasmic reticulum; membrane. Gene Ontology annotation, biological process: endoplasmic reticulum to Golgi vesicle-mediated transport; retrograde transport, endosome to Golgi. Lineage: Eukaryota; Metazoa; Chordata; Actinopteri; Cichliformes; Cichlidae.
UGCGUAACGAGCCGAUACCUUUUCCCCCCACUGCUGCCGCUUGUAGCAUCAACUCUUUGGCUACGCUGCUUUUAAAAGCUGCCGGUUUGAGGCGUUACGACCUUUGGCUGAUUGAACAGAUCCUACAGCUGAUGCCAAAAUGAUUUCACUCACGGAUUCACAAAAGAUUGGGAUGGGGCUGACAGGGUUUGGGGUGUUUUUCCUCUUCUUUGGGAUGAUGCUGUUUUUUGACAAAGCUCUCCUUGCCAUUGGAAAUAUUCUGUUCGUCUCCGGCCUGUCGUUCGUCAUUGGUCUGGAGCGUACCUUCAGAUUUUUCUUCCAGAGGCACAAACUAAAAGCCACCAGCUUCUUCCUGGGAGGAGUGUUGGUGGUUCUGCUCGGCUGGCCGAUUGUUGGGGUUGUUCUGGAGAUCUACGGUUUCUUCCUCUUAUUCAGGGGAUUCUUCCCGGUGGCAGUCGGAUUCAUCAGACGAGUACCCGUGCUCGGGUCUUUGCUCAGCUUACCAGGGAUCAGUUCACUGGUGGACAAAAUUGGUGAGAGCAACACAAUGGUAUAAUGAAGAGGACGGUUUCAGUAUUUCUGACCUUCUUAUGGUGACUGUAUAUUUUGAUCAUUGCCAUUCCAGAGCUGUGAAUCCAAACAUUUCUCUGCACAAAAGACACAUGCAUCUGUGGAUAUUUGACUGACUGUAGAUUUAAUUCUGUUAGAUGGAAACUGUUUUUAUCUGACUGCUACUGGACAACAUUAUCAAGAGCUUUUUGUUUUUGUUUGUUUGUUAUUAUUUUAAAAGGAUGGAAGCAGUUUCUCUUUUUGUAUCAUUCCAGUCUGAUAUUUAUGGACUGAUAAUCUAGGACCACUGGAUUAACUCGAAGGAGAGUGACAGCAUCCAUGUGCCUGAACAGACACUGAGCUUUUUUUUUUUUUUCCUCCAUGAAGUGUUAGUGGAAUUUUCUACUUUAAAAAUUUAAGGUUGAGCUGAAUAUGACAGAAAUGUAAAAAUGGUUUAUAUUGUCCUGGAUGGAGAUGUUUAACUGUAACUUUUGUAAGUGCAUACUUGGAAUAAAGUGUCUUUUAUACAUUU